Molecule: messenger RNA, 1275 nt
Organism: Rhinolophus ferrumequinum (greater horseshoe bat)
Lineage: Eukaryota; Metazoa; Chordata; Mammalia; Chiroptera; Rhinolophidae
Product: nuclear autoantigenic sperm protein-like
Biological process (GO): CENP-A containing chromatin assembly; DNA replication-dependent chromatin assembly
Cellular component (GO): nucleoplasm
Molecular function (GO): histone binding
Source: RefSeq, a predicted model, not a curated record
AUGACUGAAUUUGGACAUCCUCUACGGGCAGAGCCAAGGUACCCGGGGAAAGGAAAGAUGACUGAGAGCGAACGCAAAAUGGAAAAAGAGACCCAGUGGGUUAUGUCAAUUUCCAUUAGUGCGCACGGAAGUUUAGAUUCCUCCGAGUCCCCCCCACCACGAUGGGGAAUGGAGGAGCUAGCGCCCAGGGGUGCCGCAGCCUGCCUCUCUUCCCGACUCAUCCUCAGGCCUACUGGACAGCUUGGGAAUCUCAGCUCUGUCCACUUCCCCUUUGCAAACAAACUCACCUGGCCACCUUUGCUGAGGCCUAUCCUUAGGAGCCUGGAAGUAGGCAAAGAAUUCCAGGGUCCCAGAAUAAGGUUUCUCACUGAGGGCUCAGAAGAGGAGGGUAAAGAAAAUGACAAGGCUGAAGAAGCACCCAAUGAUUCAGUUCUUGAAAACAAGUCUCUUCAAGAAAAUGAAGAAGAGGAGAUUGGAAACCUAGAGCUUGCCUGGGAUAUGCUGGAUUUAGCAAAGAUCGUUUUUAAAAGGCAAGAAACAAAAGAAGCUCAGCUUUAUGCUGCACAGGCACAUCCUAAACUUGGAGAAGUUAGUGGUGAAUCUGGGAAUUACGUCCAAGCUGUGGAGGAGUUCCAGGCUCGCCUAAAUCUCCAAGAGCAGUAUCUGGACGCCCAUGAUUGUCUCCUUGCAGAGACCCACUACCAGCUGGGCUUGGCCCAUGGGUAUAGAGCUCAGCAUGAUGACACUGUGGCACAGGUCAGCAAAUCUAUUGAAGUCAUUGAGAAGAGAAUGGCUGUACUAAAUGAGCAGAUGAAGGAAGCUGAAGGCUCAACUACUGAAUAUGAAAAAGAAAUUGAGGAGCUAAAGAAACUGCUACCUGAAAUUCGAGAGAAGAUAGAAGAUGCAAAAGCGUCCCAGUGUAGUGAGAAUAUAGCCGAAUUGGCUCUGAAGGCAACUACUUCAGGUUUCACUUCUAGGGGAGGAGACACUUCAGUCUCCAUGAUUGCCAGUAGAAGGCAAACAGAUGGUGCCUCCUCAUCAAAUUGUGUGAAUAUUUCCCACCUUGUCAGAAAGAAGAGGAAACCAGAGGAAGAGAGCCCCCGGAAAGAUGAUGCAAAGAAAGCCAAACAAGAGCUGGAGGGGAAUGGAGGUAGUGGGGAUGCAGUCUCCUGUGGAGAUGAAGUUUCGGAAAACAUGGAGGAGGAGCGAGAAAGCCAGGCAGCCAUGGAGGGGACAGUGGAGGCUGGAGCUGCAGUUGAAAGCACUGCAUGUUAA